Exophiala dermatitidis NIH/UT8656 is the source of this 4770-nucleotide messenger RNA. Its product is annotated as adenosinetriphosphatase. NCBI's taxonomy places the organism in Eukaryota, Fungi, Ascomycota, Eurotiomycetes, Chaetothyriales, Herpotrichiellaceae. Gene Ontology annotation, cellular component: Swr1 complex. The record is from RefSeq and is a predicted model, not a curated record. Gene Ontology annotation, molecular function: ATP-dependent chromatin remodeler activity; ATP binding; ATP hydrolysis activity. The coding region runs from base 1 to 4770 and encodes 1589 amino acids. The transcript has 2 exons.
AUGCCGAAUACUCCCCCGACUGGCGAAUCUCAUCCCAAUCUCCAAGAACAAGAACAUGCCGAUAAUAGACCUAUAUCCCCCGUCCACCCGGAAGCAAACCUGCUUGGCCACGAUGGCAACGAGGGCCCCCCUGCAAAGAGGCGGAAAGUCGCAGGCGCUGACCACAAGCCGUCCCCUCGACCCAUAUCGCCGCCAUGGAAACGGGUUGCGGCAGAAGGCCCGACGUCUUUCGUGGAGAAUGGGCGACGGAAAUCGGGCAGAACAAACGUCGUUCCUCUCGCUCUCCAGCCGCAGUCGGCAAAGAGACAGACUCGUGCCGCCUUCGAAAAGGUGAAGGACGAGCACCAAAAGCAUCCAAAACCUAUGUAUAAUAUGCCAGUCAGGAAGCCGAAAGUCGAGGUGCUUACACCACCGCCUGCUACUAAACGCGGACCUGGCCGCCCACCCAAGAAUCGCGAUUCUGAGCACUCACAAACCGUGAAGACUGAAGACGCCCAGAGGCAUGCGCGAGAGAUGAGCGUCCGCUCGAAGCUUUCAAAAACUCCUCAGCCGAAAUCCCCGUCGCAUCGUUCCAAAUCUCGGUCUCAUCGGACAAAGCCGCCGAAUGUCAAGGGUGUCCACGAAGAGGGCGUACAUGCCAAUGGCGUGGUGAAGAGUGAAUCAGCAGAUGAAAGCGACCAUUCAAACACUUCCGAUGAAUUAGAACUGUCUACCGGGAUUGCUUCGCCUCCUACAAUACAGAAGGUCACGUUUCGCGUUAGACUUCCGAAGCCAUCAGUCGCCACUCCUGCCAACAUCCCACCUCCCAAAAAAUAUGCUUCUUUUGAGGAAUUCUUGGAACGCGACGAGUUGGAGCCGAGACAAGGAGAGGACACCUUAACACCAGAGCAGAUCACCGAGGAGGCGCUGGCCAGACGAAGGGUAAGGGAGGCGCAAAAGAGGGGCGGCGCAUUGGAUCGAAGACUUCUCGAAGCCUUGCCCGACAAACAGAGCGAACCAAAGAGGCAGUACGCCCAUCUUGAUCAUCUGCUGGCACAUGUGUCCCAUUUCAGGACUCUACUCAGAGCGGAAACUAGGGAUCACCGAAGGAAGGCUGAGUUGUUAGCCCAUGAAGCCAAAAAGUAUGUCGAAGAAAAGCGGAGACGGAACAAGGUCAAGACUGCGGAGGAGAUCGAGCAGGAAAAGCGAGAGGCCGCCAUCUCGUCAUACCGUAUGGUGGUCAAAGAUCUGGAGAAGUUGUGGACAGCCGUCAAAGCUGAGGUUGAUGCGAUGCGACAAAAGCAAUAUGAAGAGCAGCAACAAGCUAAAAUGAAGGGUCACCUCGCUCGGGUGCUAGAUCGUACCGAUCAGAUGCUCAGCCGAGUCACAGAACAAGACGAAUUGCCUACCGAUAGUGGAACGGAGAUGUCUUCCGAUGAUACGUCCGAGUCCGUGUCCGAGAACAGUGAACAGAUGUCAGAGAGCGAAGAUGGCUCCGAGUCUGACCCCGAGGCCGAUGAUAAUGAUGCAGAAAUGUCCAUCGAAGAGCUAAAGCGGAAGUAUGGCAAUUUGCCUGACUUACCAGUCGUGGACGGCGGUGCGCAUGAAAGUUCCGCCAGUGGAGAUGACGAAGGGCAGCAUUCCAUUCAGCCUGACGAUGAAUCGGACCCCGAGACUGACAUGGACAGCGAAUUUGAUACAGACGAGUCGGACGAAAGUGGCGCCGAAGGAGAUGAAAGCGAUGAAAGUGGCGAGGAAACUGAUGGUGCGCCAGGCGGCCUCCUGUCAUUAUUCUCAAAGAAAGAAAUCGCAGAAAUGGCACCCAUCGUUACGGAGGACAAGGCGCCUGACGAAGACGGUGAUAUGCGCAAACCUUUGGUGGAGGUUCUCGAGGACCAUCAUGUACCUGAAGACAAGCUCACAGAUGCAAUGGAACAGUCCACAGCCGACGUUCCUGAUCCUGCGCCGACGGAUGUAUCGCAGACAAUGGACAAUACUGCUAUGGACGAUGUCUCGGCGGAUUUCGGUUCACGAGAGGCCCGUCAUACGCCCGAAGACCAGGGGUGUCAGGAGCUGAGCGUACAGACCUCGCCUCACACGACAGCGACGAAAGUCUCGGAACCCGAAUCUGUCUCAUCAAUCGACGCGCAUGGCGAUUCUGCUUCACCUACGACCCCUCCAGACACCAAACAGUCGACCAUCAAAACGCCUGUGCCGAGCCUCCUUCGAGGGACGCUCCGGGAGUACCAACAUGAAGGCUUAGACUGGCUCGCGGAUCUGUAUGCUCAUGGGAGGAAUGGCAUCCUCGCGGACGAGAUGGGGUUGGGCAAGACUAUUCAAAGCAUUGCGUUGUUGGCACACCUUGCCGAAGUCCAUGAGGUUUGGGGUCCUCACCUCAUCGUGGUGCCUACCAGCGUCAUGCUGAAUUGGGAAAUGGAGUUCAAAAAGUUUUUGCCUGGCUUCAAAAUCCUGACGUACUACGGCAGUCUCGAGGAAAGAAAACAGAAGCGGCGUGGAUGGAUGGCUGAUGACAGUUUCAAUGUUUGCAUCACAUCGUACCAACUCGUUCUGCAGGAUGCAAACUCAUUCAAGCGGCGCAGGUGGCAUUACAUGAUCCUCGAUGAAGCUCACAACAUCAAGAAUUUCCGAUCAGAAAGGUGGCAGACCAUGAUGACCUUCAAUACGAGGGCUCGACUCCUGUUGACUGGCACGCCUCUUCAGAACAACCUGACCGAAUUGUGGUCAUUGUUGUUCUUCCUCCACUACGGCCAGGAAAACCAAGGCGAGGACGAUGCUUUUGCCGGCCUAAAAGAAUGGUCUGAGUGGUUCAAGAGGCCUGUAGAAUCCAUCCUCGAGCACGGACGUCAAGUCCUUGACGAAGAAGACAAAGAGCAGGUUGCGAAGCUGCACAAGGUCAUUCGGCCUUUUCUGCUACGCAGGCUCAAGCGGGAUGUCGAGAAGCAAAUGCCUCUCAAGUAUGAACAUGUCGAGUUGUGCCGAUUAUCCAAGCGACAACGACAGUUAUAUGAUGGGUUCAUGUCACGGGCCUCGACGAAAGAGACGUUGGCUUCGGGGAACUACCUGUCCAUCAUCAACGCCUUGAUGCAAUUACGGAAAGUAUGCAAUCACCCGGAUCUGUUCGAGACCCGUCCCAUCAAUACCUCUUUCGCUAUGCCCAAGUCGGUCGCCGCCGAGUUCGAGAUAAACGACCUGCUGGUACGGCGAAGGCUAAUGCGCGACGCUGCCAACGACCUGGACCUCGACUUCCUCCAACUUGCUCCUGUCUCCGACGAAAGGAUGUCCAUGAUCGAAGUCCUUGAAACGACCACAUUACAUGCCUAUUCAAAGUUCAAGGCUCUGCGGGAGUCUCAGAAUCGACGAAUCGCUCAAGAGUCAACCUGGCAUGGGGAGAAUCGCGCAGGAGUGCUGGGCUCGCUUGAGAACGUAGGGCGCAAGGCUCGCAUCGAGGAGCUCGAUCGCACCAUGUACUUUCAGGCGUACCGACAUCGUCAGCACCCUAUCUACGGCCGCGGGCUGCUCGAGCAACUUAGCAUCGAUACAACUGCCUCUCAACUGUCAAAACUCGCUUCACGUCAAAACAGCUCCGGUUGGCGUAAUCAGGCCCUUCCAGUCCAUUCCCUGAAUCUUGUACAUUCUAUUCAGUCGAGGUCGGAAGAAAUGGAGCCAUUUGUCCAGCAAUUUGGCUGCAUCACGCCCGCCGUUGUUGCCACAGACCUCAGCACCGUCGCCGUAACAGAGGCUGGAGCUGCUGCGAUACGGGAAUCACGGGAGCUCUGGAACCCGGACCCGUUCCAUCUGGCUCGCAUGAAGCUGUCGAUCGCCUUUCCGGACAAGCGCUUACUGCAAUAUGAUUGCGGCAAGUUGCAGAGGUUGGAUAAGCUGCUGCGUCAGUUGCAAGCAGGUGGCCACCGAGCGCUCAUCUUCACUCAGAUGACCAAGGUUCUGGAUAUUUUGGAACAAUUCCUGAAUAUCCAUGGCCACCGUUACCUCAGGCUGGACGGGGCCACCAAAAUCGAGCAGCGACAAAUCCUCACCGAUCGGUUCAAUAAUGAUCCUCGGAUCCUGGCGUUCAUUCUGUCGUCAAGGUCAGGCGGCUUGGGAAUCAAUCUGACUGGUGCCGACACGGUCAUCUUCUACGAUCUUGACUGGAAUCCUGCCAUGGAUAAGCAAUGCACUGACCGAGCCCACCGUAUCGGGCAAACGCGCGACGUCCAUAUCUACCGGUUUGUGUCCGAACACACGAUCGAGUCCAACAUUCUCCGCAAGGCCAACCAAAAGCAAAUGCUCGACGAUGUGGUGAUCCAAGAGGGAGACUUCACGACCGAUUACAUGAACAAACUCACUUACCGAGACAUGCUUGAUGAAAACGGAGAAGAAGAGGAUGCCGCCGGUCUUGCCAUGGAUAGGGUGCUUGGCAAUGAUAAGAGCAAGCUCGCCGUCUUGGAGCAGGCCGAGGAUCAGGAAGAUCGUGCUGCGGCAAACGUUGCGGCUCGUGAAGUCCAACAUGCAGAUGAAGGAGACUUCGAGGACGACAAGACUGCCAGCGCCACUCCAAGAACCAACGAAGCUCAAACUCCUGGCCCGUCAGGGACAACAGGGACGACACUGGCUGAGACAAAGGACAGAGACGCAGAGUCACAACAUAUUGACGGCUACCUGAUACGUCUCCAGUCUUUCUUGAUGCGGGAUGUCCCACUGGGGCCCGGGAAGGACAAACGAAGCAAAGCCCGAAGAAGGCGAGACGAGCAUCGCAUCAGGCGAGUGAGAUGA